This is a messenger RNA of Saprolegnia parasitica CBS 223.65, 1026 nucleotides long. RefSeq lists its product as hypothetical. Bases 1 to 1026 code for a protein of 341 amino acids. The record is from RefSeq and is a predicted model, not a curated record. The transcript has 6 exons. Lineage: Eukaryota; Oomycota; Saprolegniomycetes; Saprolegniales; Saprolegniaceae.
AUGUCGGUGGACUCGACGAACCAGACGCCAGGGUCGCCCAACUCGGUCUUCUUGACCGAGACCAAGCUCCGAGGCCAUGACUUUCCAACCAAAGAGCUCUCGGAGCUCGAGCCGCUCGUCUCGGGUGUCUCGCUGAUGUCGCAGUCGACGCUGCUACUCAAGAAGCGCAAGGAGCUCCGCGAAGUCAACGACGCCCUCGAGUUCAUGAAGGAAGAGUACGCCCAGCGCGUCGAGUCGUGCGCCGAGCGCCAACGCGAAUUCGAGCGCAAGCAGCAAGACAUGCGGGAUCAAGUGAGCAAGUUUGAGAAAUUUAUCAAAGAAAACGACUCCAAGCGGACACGUGCUGAGCUCAAGGCCAAGACGGAGCACCGGUCCAGCGAGCAAAACGAAUACGAGAAAGACGUCUCGCAGCGGGAGGCGCUCGAGAAGAAGCGCGACCAGCUGCUCAAGUACCGCACGUAUUUGGACAGCGCGGUCGAGGCAUCUGAGCAAGAAUACGAAGAGAUUGCGGACAUUCUGAACCGCUAUGCGACCUUGGUGGACGCCAACAAGGACCUCCAGGUACAGGUGCAGAGCGCCGAGUCGCAGAUUGACCGAUUGCGGCAAGAAUUGCGCACGUUCAAAACCGAGAUGGAAAACAACAUUUUGGUACAAAACAGCGAAAUCCACGGGCACCAACAACACCUGGAACGCAUUCGCGGCGAGACCUUCCAGCUCGAUUUGGACCGUGGCCGCGACGACCGGACGUACAAUGACCGGUCACGCGAGUCCGGUCAAAUCAUUUUGGCGAUCAAAAACCUCUACAACCGGUGUCGCACGAGCAUGGGCGGCAAGAUCCCGCCCGUCACGGACCAGUCGUCCGACACGAUGGUGUACAUGACCAAUAUUCUCAAGGUCGUCGCCGAGCGCAUCGUGGAUCUCGAGUACAUCACGGCAGCGUACGAGCCCAACAACCCGAUCGAGACAACUGUGAGUGGCGCCAAGACGACGAAGGCGCUGGCGAAGAAAGCAGCGGCAACGACGUAG